This is a messenger RNA of Parasteatoda tepidariorum (common house spider), 910 nucleotides long. The record is from RefSeq and is a predicted model, not a curated record. Lineage: Eukaryota; Metazoa; Arthropoda; Arachnida; Araneae; Theridiidae.
UAGAUUUUGAGUAACUCGCUUUUUUAGCAGUCCUGAUUUGGCCUCUUUCCAUUUGUUUAUCACUUUUUGUUCUUGUUGCAAGCUGUGCUUCAUCUUACGUUAGCGCCUUUAACAUUGUAAACACAAAUAUUGUUAACAUAGUAAACACAAUUCAAAUUCAAAUACCACGUUUGCAAGAAUCUCAAAACACAAUGAUCAUGUUGUGAGCCAAAUGGCUUUAAAAUAUACCGGAAGUAUAGUCGGUAUGGAGCUGGCAGUGUUCCCCAGUGUAGAAAACACCAUCCAUUCGACAAAGCUACCAUUUCCUUUUUCGUAAUUUUUAAUGAUGUUUAUGUUUCAGUAGAUGACAACCAUGGAUAGUGACUCAAAUGAAGUGAGUCGAAAUCUGUUUGAAGCCCUCAAAGGAUCCCAGUUUCGAAGAUUGAGAAAACGAGAUGACGAAGUGGAGAUGAAGAAGAACUUGACGGAGAGCGAGGAAUACAAAGAAUACGUGAAAACGGUGUUCGCUCGAUCUUACAUCGCCAGUUUUGCUGACGUCGCCGAAUCAACGUCCCUCAAAAAGAAGGUGUUUGUGAUGGCCGUCUUCUUCUUCAGUGUAUUCGGUCUGAUCUAUCAGGCCAGAGACUUCACAGAGUUCUACAUGACCUAUCCCACUCUCAAGAACGAGCUCUACCUCAAUCCAUUUUACGUCGAGCAACCAGCCAUCACAAUUUGCAACGCCAACCGCUAUCGACGAAGUGCGUACUGCAAAGAACCGUGGAUGGAAACAACUGAUUUUGAAAAUGAAACGGAGUUCUGUCAGAAAUAUGAUCAUUUUUGUCCCGAUCAAGGCAGACCCUACCCACAGUUAAUAGCUUACAACUUGCAGACUCACCUGUACCAACUACAUCCUGUACUUCUUCGAUUUUAA